Messenger RNA from Chiloscyllium plagiosum (whitespotted bambooshark), 10128 nucleotides. The record is from RefSeq and is a predicted model, not a curated record. Lineage: Eukaryota; Metazoa; Chordata; Chondrichthyes; Orectolobiformes; Hemiscylliidae.
GAAAAGAAAUUGGAAGGAAGCAGACGCUCUUGGGAUUUAGCUAAAGAUCCUGGCGCAGUUCCGUGACACACACACACAGCUCCCAUUGUGUUAGCCGCUGCUUUGCACAUCUCCUAAUUUGGAUUUACCGGGAAACUCAUUUCCUGAGAGUGGAGAGGGAGGCUGGAAGAGUCGGCAGUGACUGACCGGCACCGAGAAGAGAGAGAGAGAGAGCGAUGGCGAGUGGCUGGCGCUGAGGACCAUGCCGGGGGCUGGAAAAGAGCAGCGGCCGCUAGCCCAGCAGCAGCGGCACAUGCUGAAGUGUGUGGUGGUGGGGGACGGCGCGGUGGGGAAGACCUGUCUGCUCAUGAGCUACGCCAACGACGCCUUCCCGGAGGAAUAUGUGCCGACCGUGUUCGACCACUAUGCAGGUGAGAGAGAGAGAGGCCGCAAACAACAUUUUCCUGGAAUCCAUGGGACGGUGGGGGAGGAGGACUACAAUCAACUGAGACCUUUCUCUUAUCCAAACACUGAUGUGUUUUUGAUCUGCUUCUCUGUGGUAAAUCCUGCAUCAUACCACAACGUGCAAGAGGAGUGGGUGCCUGAGCUUAAAGCGUGUAUGCCGCAUGUGCCUUAUGUACUGAUUGGAACUCAGAUUGAUCUAAGAGAUGAUCCCAAAACACUGGCCCGAUUAAUUCAUAUGAAGGAAAAACCCAUCACAUACGAACAAGGUGUGAAGUUGGCUAAAGAGAUUGGAGCACAGUGUUACCUGGAAUGCUCUGCCCUCACACAGAAAGGAUUGAAAGCUGUGUUUGAUGAAGCAAUUUUGACAGUUUUCCAUCCCAAAAAGAGGAAAAGAGGUUGUGCAAAAUGUCGUGUGUGUUGUGCAAUAAUAUGACGGAAUGCACAAGGACAAAGGAAUGUUGCAAGAAAGCAAGUUCUGGUUGACUAAUAAGAAAAGUUGAUUGUAAAAGCAGUAAGCUUUUUAUUUGGAAAAGGAAACAAAAAAUUCUUUCCUGGUUCCUUAAUAUGAAGAAGAGAUGGAGAGCGGGUCCAGUGAGGAAUCAUCUGCAGUAGUGGACUAACUUAAAACUAUCGAACCUCACAAAUGUCAUAUUAGUUUACUGCUAAGUACCGGUCACUUUUCAAUUUGCCAGGCAUACAUCUUCUCUUGAUCCUGGCCGCAAAGCACUGAGCCAUUGUUAAAAAAAAUGUCUGUUCUUAUGGCAGAGAUGUUACUGGGAAGUCUGAGGAGUAAAAAAGCCAAAGGUGUUAGACAGAACACAUUGAAGCACUGCAUCGAAAACCUGUUACUUUUGGCUAAUUUUUUCGUGGCCUUAUGCAGCUAUUUAUAAGCUCAGCUAAUGCAAUUUGAAGACCUCAGUAGUAUUUAUGCUGUACUGCCUUCCUUAAGCUGGACAAGCAUUUAUUGCAACUUACAGUAGACAUCUGAACACUUGUAGCCAUGUAGGGAUUAAUGAAUAACUCAUUUAAGCUAAUAUUUCUGAAGCAUUGUGAUGAUGGCCACAUGACAUCAUUAGCAAGCUGGCAUUACUUUAUAACAUCUGCACUACAUAUCAAAUUGAACACCUAAGAUUUUAAAUGAGAUCAUGAAAUCCUAGCUUUCCUAACUCCAUAACAAGUUAACUGAUUCAUUUCCAUCUCUCAUGACGACAACUUUAAACAUUUGUACCCAAGCAACAUAUAUUUGUUUUUUGUUUGUUUUUCUUAGUGAUGACAAUGACUUGCAUACUCCAUUUUAAGUAUACCUUCCUCUGACUAAAAUUCACGUAGCAUUUUAGGUAAAACCAGGAUUCAUGGUGUUGAGUUUUGUAGAAAGGAGUAAAUCUACUUGCUAAGUAUGUUGGCAGCAUCUUGCAUUGGUGUAUUGAUGCAUGGCGUCACUGGGGAAUGAUUCUUUUACUCUAGUAUGUUAAUACUGAGCAGAGGGUGGGUGCACUUCCAAAGCAGGGAGGAGAAAAUUUGAAAGGGUUUCUAACCGCUCAUUCACGUACAACCUUCUGGAGGCAGAGGCCUGCGAUCACAUCACCAGUUCUCGACUUGGCUGCAGUUAAUAGUGCAAUUAAGUAGAAACGGGGAGGAAAAAUAAAAUGGUCUCAGUAACAAGUAGCUUAAUUACUUUCUGGCAUUGGCAUGCAUUCGAUCAAUUAAUAGUAAAGAAGCGUGCGUCAGGCCUUCCUGUGAUUUUUUUUCACCUGACCUCUCCUGCUACCAACCUAAGCAAACCAAUAGUUGAUGAGGUAAUUUGGUGAAUAGAUUCUCUCAUUACUCCUUCCAUGAUAAAUAUCUAAUGUAUAUUAUUUUUCCAUUCUUUACACCAUGUUUUUGUUUAUUUGUCCUAAAUAUUCAAAAGUAAUGUUCACUUUCUGAAAGUACAGUGUCACAUUUUGGAUGCAAGCUGCCUUGGACCACCUUCAGGUCAAGUAGAACAACUCUUUUUGAUUCAGACUGGUACAAAGGAACACACAAAGCUACGUUGAGGCCAUGAUGUUUACUGAGCUACAUAUCAACGUGACCAGAAAAGUCUAGUAGGAAUAUCUUCAUGCUGUACCUCAGUUUGACUUGAAUUCAAGUGCUACUGUAAAUCCAGAAUAACUCCCUUCAAUUCAUGAAGCGUUUAGCCUAGGAUUUGUUGGAGUUUGUCAGCUUUAUAAUGUGCCCUAUUAAAGUUCUUCCCUCACCCUUCAUCUCAAAUGUUUGUCCUGUAAGCAGUUGGAACUGUAAGCUAAUAAGGGCACAGUGAGGGGGUGAAAAAGGACAUUUGGAGCAUUGAUAAACAAUGAGACCUUGAGUGUAACUCAUUUAAGUAGUGAAAUUGAAGCUUUGAGAAGGAAACUGUGGAACGAUUGAGCAGGAGAGUGAAUUGGAGUCAAAGAAUGUGCAGAAAGUAUAAUAUGGAGAACUAGGUUGGAACUGAAUGAGAGAGAUAGACAAAAGUGAAGGGAGAAUUAGAAUUUAAAUAUCAAUGGUGCUAUUCAUCCUGCAACUUGUGGUGAUUUUGCAAUUCACAGGGUAUUUCCUUCCUUGCCACAAGUUACCAGAUGAUUUACAUAGUUAAUGAAGGUAAGUGCCACUAAAUCACCCAUCAUUUGGUAAAUUCUGGACCAUUAAUAAAUACCAGCUAAAAAAUGGCUGGUAAGUAUAAUUUACAUCCUGACUUAAGUUAUGCAAAUAUAUGUUAGUUAUAUUUAUCACUUGAAAUUAGGGUUGUGCUGACAACAAUUAUUCUGUGUAAAAUGAAUAGCACUCCAAUUUAACUAACUUUUUUGUUGAGUUGAAUCAUUUCAAACUGUUCCAACAACUCCCAAGCUUUCCAGAACAAUACAGGCGCAGUCAGAAGGUGUUAGUCAUCCUGAUUUGAUUUGCCAGUAUAAGAUUUUCCAAAUAUAUUUACCAACAUUAUCAAUUCUGCUAUUAUGUCACUGGGACUUUCAAUCUGUUUCCUUCUAUUUGCAUAGUGUUUACCAGAUAUUUUCUGUGUGUUUGAAAUCAUAACUUUGGCAUUUUGCAGAUCCAUUUUCAUGAAUGCUAACUUAGUGCUACCUUAAUUAGCUGCAUCCUGUUAAGAUUUUUGUUGUUACUUAAAUAAGUACAAGUCAAUAUUUUUGUGUCUCAAAUUUAUCAUUUUGCUUCGCCAAAACCAGAUAUUUGCGCCAGUGGUAACUGAAGUCAAUAAAUAUGCCUGAUAUGAUAAGAUACAUUCCAAUCAGUCAUGUCUGGCUCUUAUUAGUUGUUUUGUUAAUAAGAGCUGGCUUGCAAGAGCCAACAUUUUAUUUGCAUUUCUUGCACAUGCAAGUGGCUACUAUUCACCAGCUGGCAAAAUAAUGUAGGUCAAAAUGUUUUCAGGUACUUUGUGUUCAGGAGUUUUCUCAGUCAUCACAAGUGAUGUGAACUUGGGAUCACCACAGAGUACAUUGCCCUUUUUUGAUUGCUUAGUUACCUAUUCAUGAAAAGGCUCCUGGAAUUAAUGCGUUCAAAGUUUUUGUUUAGCGUUUUCAGUACUUAUUACAUGCAGUUAAAAUAUGAAUAUAACUAACAUGAUCAGGAAGCCAAGUCUGAGAGAAAACGUGGGCUAUGGUAUCUCAAACUCAGAUUUUGGAGGCUCAAAAAUGAAGAAAAUCUAAUGGAAUAUCUACCAUCACAUGAUUUCACAGACCAUGAAAGUUUGAGAGAAGAGGGUGGAAUUAGUGUAUAGUUUAAAUGAGAGACACAUUACCUCAUUUGUUACUAGAUAUGGUAUCCAUAAAACAUCACAUGGAAACGUUAUCAGUAUGCGAAAUAAUCUGAAUGUAGAUAGUUACACGUCUAAAUACAGACAAAUUCUGUAUGAACUGUGAGCUCUGAUUUUCUAGGCUGAACGAUUCAUUAAGUUUGAGCAUUCAGAAAUGUUGUUAAAUGGUAGUGUUCUAACUGUUCCUAUUGGAAUCCAUAGUUAACAUGAAAUUUUUUAGUAGGCUGCGUUGAUAUAUUUCGGUGAUCUGCUAAACUUAUGGGCAAACAAACAGGAAACUCCUUUGUUUUCAAUUAAAACUAGCUAAGAUAUAACUUAAUGUAAUAGGGGUUCUGAUCUAAUCAACUGAUUAUAUUUUUACAGAUCUAAUUAAUUGACCAUUUGCUACUAUUUUAUUUGUCUCUGUUCAGCAAUCUUUGUUUCUUAAGAGUCAAUCCAGCUUGUACUAUUUUAAUUACUGUAUUCUUACUGAUAUCCUGAACAUUGCAGCUUGGAGUAGGAAUCCAACUUUUGUUUCAUGCAUGGAAGGACUAUACUUACUUGCAAGUUCCAAGGUAUAUUUUCUGACAACUGACAAAAGGGGGAUUACAAUCUUGAACUUGCAUUCUUUUUAUUGAAUGAAGCACAAUACGUAUGUAUUCACCUCCUCGUUUAUUGCAAUCAACAGACAAGUCUGUCAACAUCUGUUGGAGUGAGGCAAUCCAUACUUGGAGCUUUAUGAAGUUCUUGUAUCAGUAAUCAUUAACAACUAUAUUCAAUUAAACUUUGUAAGGCACUUUAACAUAUUGACUUAAUAUACGUUGACAGAAUAGGCAAUAUAAUUUAUUUCUCCUGAAACAUUGGACAGUUCACCUUAAAUGAUCGAUUGGGCUUUUACUUUGAUGGGCCUACGUACCAGGUGGGGGAGAAAAAGCUAAGCACAAAAUAAACUAGGCAUCUUCUUUUUUUGACAUUAGUAGAUACAAAGCCAUGAAUAAUAUCUUUUAAAUUACUAUGGAUGAUAAUUUAGAAAUCAGUUUAAAAAGGAAUAACUCUUCAUUCAAUUGAAUGAUGUUUUGGUCUUAAAUACUGUCUUUACAUGCUUUAUCUUGCAUGUGUAGCCAUUAGUAAUCAUUUGUUUUAAAUAUAUUCAGUUGAUGCUGUCAAAAAAGAAUUCCCUUGGGAUGCUGUUCAAGUGCAUCAGGAGAUUGAGUGAGACAUCAGUGUAAAUAUGCUUGGAAGCAUGCUGUAUAGUUUAUUUUCCAAUGUGUUCUGCAUCUUUGCAGUUCAUUAGGUUGAUUUUCCUUUUAACUAAAAAGAUAAAUCUCUUAUUCAAAAACUUGGGGUGAGUACUGAAAAUUGGGCUUGGAAAUUAGAUUUUGCAAUUUGAACUUGAUUUUCAUGGAAGGAAACAAGCAAUCAUCUCUUUAAGAAAUCCAGUCAACAAAACUUGUUAACAUUGUGUAUGAUUACUUCCACUUGAUUGCAAUAGGGUAAAUAGUCCUUAAAGCUUGAAAUACAAGUUCAGCCUCUGAAGGGUUUUAAGCGAAGGGGAUUUUGGUAAAUUCCAGUACUAGUUUAAAAUGGAUGAGACCGAUGUUGUAUCUUUGAAAGUGAAUGGGCUUUAGCAGUUUCAUUUCGCAACUGGGAAGAUUUUAUCAGGAUGUGGCAUUGUGCUCAGCUUCUUCAUUGACCUAAAGUGUUUUCUUCUAUCCCUGAAAAAUUACACCCCCCACCACUGUCUCCAAUUUUUUGCUACCAGUAAUCCUCCUCUUGCUGCCUGUGCCGUGUCUACCCUCCACAGGUAAUAACUCAUUCAAAAUGACACCACUUGUGUCCUGCUUGUACCCCUAAAUCCUGUAAUUCUGGCAAAAUUAUCGUCCUCAAGUUUUUAUUUUUACUAUGUUCUUCCUGGUUUUCAAACGUGUGUGUGUGUGUGUCUGUCUGUCUGUCUGUCUGUGUGUCUGUCUGUAUGUGUUAUUCUUCCCCUCCUUAUACCUGCGAAUGCAACCUUUGAUGCUCGUAAACUGAAAUUCUAACCCCUUCCUAACCAUCGUGGACAAAUCUCUGUAAAAUUGCUAUGCUCCUGCCCUUUCAAAAUCUGAACUCUGCAUCCUGUUUUGUGAAAGCACCUCACCUCCUCUCAAAAACUGCCUCCAUCUUCCAUUCUGAAGAAAUGUGUUUGAUUCUGUAAAGGAGAAAGUCCAUUCCAUUUCCCUUCCUCUUUCUCAUGCUGUGUACUGUACUAUUACUUUGCGUAGUGCCCAGAAAUUUUUUUCCUGUGCUUGAGAAACACUUUUCAAAAAGAAGUCAUGAUGUGAUAAAACGUUUUUAUGAAAUGAGCAUAGCACCAUGUUUGGAUCUAAAGCACAAUUUCAUAACUUGUGGUUUAAAUGAUAGUUUUGUUGGACAAGAAGCAAUUAGCUGUUUAUUUGUAAUGGAAAAGACCAGUUAAGACAAUAAGGAUGAAACAAGCUGACAUUUAUAUUUCUUCACUGUGCGAGCUUAGAACAGGAUGAAAAAGUAAACAAAUUCUCUAACCUGCUAAAUGUACUCCAGUGUCUUCAGAAUUGCUGACAGUAGGCUUUCAACCUGAUCUCCAGUGGAAAACGAUUCAACAAAAAAAAAUACAAAAUGUUCAAUUUAAUUGCAUGUAGCUUUUAAGGAUGGGGAUUUGGGUGAUUUCAUCCAGUACAAAAAACAUGUUCCUGUGAUCCAGGACUUUUUCAUGGCCAAGGCAACAUUGUGAUAAAUGUGCUCGUAUAUGAGCUUCUCUGGGUGGCUAGUAUCUUUUUUUCUCUGGACUCAACAGCAAUAAACACUGCACAUUGAGUCAACAUAUUACUGUGCUAUAUAAUUACAAUAUAUUGCAGCCAUUCAUCAAUAAAUGACAACUAGACAAACGUUAUUUCCUUCAAUCAAGUUGACCAAUCAGCAGAAUUCCAUGUUAAUCUGCCUGGCACUUUCCAGAUUACCAUUUUUUAAAAAACAAUGCAAUACUUAAAACCAAAUUGAAAUAGGAAGUAUUCUAUAAAAAGAAAUUAUUUCUCAGCCCUUUUGAAUAAAUUUGUGAAAUAGGUGGAUGGUACACAACAAAGUUCUAAUCUUAAAAGCUGUGACACUGACUACACAUUAAAAGUGAUUCACCAGUUGUAAGGUACUCAGGGAUGUACCUAGAUCAUUAAAGGCACUAUAUGAAUGCAAUUUUUGUAUUUGAAAAUGUAAAAAUCUCCAAUCCAGACAUUACUACACAUCCAGCCAGUCUAACUGCACAACAGAUUAGAAAUUGGACAUCUCAACAAUUACAAAUCCACAAUCUAAUUGCUUUGCUCUGGAAAUAUUCUCAAUGGAAACCCUGCCUGCUUUUCACUUAGAGACUUCCUGAAUUAAUUAGCUUUCAAAUUUUAAGCUUGUUUUUAAAAUUGCAAUUAGAGACUGGCAGGCAGGCAGGUAAACAAGUAUUCUGAUGAUAGAUGAGAGCUAGUUGGAAGAAAAGGUUUAUCUGUCUCACUGGCCUUGAUGGAUGGUUGCAGUGGAGAGUGCAAUGGAAAAAUGAGUGAAAAUGGUGUUAGUGCCAUUUAGUUAGUAACAGAUCAUUCAUUCAGUAGCUGUAAUUUGCAAUGGAGAAUGUAUGAAGGAAUUUACAGAGCACUGCUUUGAACUUCAAUUUCUCAAGGAUAUUUAGAUGCCACUUAAAAUAGUCUCUCAGCAUGAUCUAAUACCACAUCAAAAUGAUAUUAAUAGAAAUUACAUCCAUAUAGCUGUGGUGAUUAUACAGUCUGUGGAUAUUUUUUCAAUGAUUCAACUAACUCGUUUGCUUAUUUAAGGAACUGGAAUCUUUCUUAAAACAAGAGUGUUGGGCUGACCGCUCUUUAUUCUUCCAAUACUUAUACAGUUACUGGCUGUGGCAUUUUCCUGACCAGUUUCUCAGCUUAAGUGUUUGUGGUCUUCCAGUCACCAGUUUAAUUGUUGGUCAGGAAAUACUAUACUUUUAAUACAUACAGAAGUUUCGUGAACAUAGUGGUAUUUUAUAUCACUCCACACUGCAAUUACCCUUUUUAUGAGCUCAAAGAACAGCAAUCUACUGCAGGUAAGAUGUCUAUAGGAUUAUCAAACACCAUAACUUCACUCAGGAUAAAUAAUAAAAGUAUGCACGGUAUAGUAAUUUAUCUAAAAUUCAUUGUAUAAGCUGAAUGCUGUGUUGCAAAGCACAAGUGUUUUGGGGAUGCAAACUUUAGAAUUAAAAAAAAAUCUUAUGCCAGUUAUUACAAUUGUCCAUAUGUCAUUGCUUGAUUUGUCACCAGCUCCAACUUAAAAUUUUGACUUUAUUUUAAGUUUGAGGGCUGUCUGUCUAUCUAUCUACCUAUCAGUCAUAUCAUCUAGUUAGCAAAUCCCCACCACUCUUAAGCAGGUGUGAUUGGCACUAAUUGCAUUUUGAAAUUAUUUGUGUCUAUUGUUGAUUUCCCUUCAACGCACAUUAACAAUUCUGUCUUAAUUUAAAACAAAAAUCUGAAGCAUCAAAAUGCAAGAACCGAAACAAAAGUAGUUCUUUGUGGUUUUCAUUUAAAAGGAUCUUAAUGAAAUGUCCUUAAAGAACCAGACUGAACAAAUCAAUGAUGUUGCAUGCGUAAUCAUUGACAUUUUUGACUCGAUAAAAUAUAUCAAUUAAUAAUUAAUGUUGGGUCACAAAAGUUCUUAACAAUACUUUUGUGGAUUUACUGUUGGCUUAUACAGUACAUAAUGUUUUGACUCAUUUGUUUCAAUUUACUUUACAGAAGACUACUGCCCCGAAUAGCAAAUCAGAGUAUUAGCUAUGUUUUUUAAAUGCCUUUCUAUAAUAUGUACUUUGGGUAUAGUAAGUUCUGCAAUCAUAAGGAUCAGCUUGACAUCAGUGCUUAUGGGAUUGAUACCAUGGUUUUGCUUUUCAGAUAAGAAGUUAAAUUGCAGAAAAAACUGGCCAACAUAUCUCUACAAGUAUUAACGAUAGAUAAGUACCAGUUGGUGCAUUUGAGAAUAUUUUUCAUCCAGCUUUUCAAAGAAGAUUCCCCACAUCAUCCAUUCAUACUUCCCAGCAAAUUUCAAUGCAUUAUCAGUAAAUAAUAAUUAUUAUUUUUCUCCCAGAAAAUGGUUUGGUGAAAGUAUGUAUGAAAGAUUCUAAACACAUGAUAAAAUAUGUAAUCAAGGCAAGCACACUUUAAAACAUAAUCAGGUGACUAUUUCACAAUGUCAAUUAGUAAACUGUAGUUGUAAGAUCAUAUUGUUAUAUCAAUUGUCUCCUUUGUUAAAAAAUUCAAUUAUUAAUAAGCAUUAAUUUACGUCAUUAAACUUAAAAUGGGAACGUACCACUAAUCUGAUCAAAUCUUUGUAUGUUGCAAAGAUCUAAAUCAUGUGACAUUAUGUCUAGAUACAAUUCUUGCUCAACUCAGAAGAUGAUGCACUUGAAAUAAGAAUCAUGUAAUUAAUACUUUUUUUUCCACUUGGCACAAACUGGUAACCAUGAAAUCUCUAUAAAAGUGUUGGAAAGUAAUUACAAUUUUACUGGGUAGAAUUCUGUGCUCGGAGUCUCUCUCUCUCUAAGUUGACUAAUAUGUUUGCUUACGGUAUCCAAGUACAAUAUCUUUUUAGUGCCUUAAUAUUGUUUCUAUGUAUUAAGUAAAUACAGGUAUUAAUGUUUCAGAAGAAGCAAUAAUUUAAACCCAAUAGAAAUGCAAAUUCCACAUAAUUUAACCUUGUUAAAAUAUGAAAGGAAACUUGUAAUUAGCAUUUGUAUGUGUAAUUCCAUAUUUGCUUUUGAUUUCUAUGCAACAGAUUUAAGUAAUCACUUAUGACAAUUGCUUUGUACUCUUAAUUUUUGUAUAAUUCUGUUUAUUGUGCAUAGUUUUUGAUGAAAGUAAAAGUUUAUUGGACGUUGUCGUCUA